AUGGGAGGGGCAGGCGUUGUGCUGCUGCUGCUGCUGCUGGCCGGGCCGGGCGCGGGGGGGGCCUGGAGACCACCAAAGGGAAAGUGUCCUCCGAGUUGCUCCUGCUCCAAGGACAGUGCCCUGUGUGAGGGCUCUCCGGACCUGCCUGAGAGCUUCCCCCUGACCCUGCUGUCACUCUCACUCGUUAGGACUGGAGUCACCCAGCUGAAGGCCGGCAGCUUCCUGAGGGUGCCCACACUGCACCUGCUCCUCUUCUCAGCCAACUCCUUCUCUGUGAUUGAGGACGAUGCAUUUGCGGGCCUGUCCCACCUGCAGUAUCUCUUCAUCGAGGACAAUGAGAUUGGCUCCAUCUCUAAGAACGCUCUCAGAGGACUUCGCUCACUCACACACCUGAGCCUGGCCAAUAAUAAUCUCGAGACCCUCCCCAGAUUCCUGUUCCGAGGCCUGGAGACCCUAACUCAUGUGGACCUCCGCGGGAACCCGAUCCAGUGUGACUGCCGCGUCCUCUGGCUGCUGCAGUGGAUGCCCACCGUGAACGCCAGCGUGGGCACCGGGGCCUGCGCCGGCCCCACUGCUCUGGCCCACGUGCAGCUCCGCCACCUCGACCCCAAGACGUUCAAGUGCAGAGCCAUAGAGCUGUCCUGGUUUCAGACGGUUGGGGAGUCAGCGCUGGGCGUCGAGUCUUUCACCUACCAGGGGGAGCCCCACAUGGUCCUGGCACAGCCCUUUGCAGGCCGCUGUCUGAUCCUCACCUGGGACUACAGCCUGCAGCGUUUCCGACCCGAAGAAGAGCUGUCCGCGCCCUCGGUGGUGUCCUGCAAGCCACUGGUGCUGGGCCCCCGCCUCUUCGUGCUGGCCGCCCGCCUGUGGGGGGGCUCGCAGCUGUGGGCCCGGCCCAGCCCCGGCCUGCGCCUGGCCCCCACGCAGGCCCUGGCCCCGCGACGGCUGCUGCGGCCCAAUGACGCCGAGCUCCUGUGGCUGGACGGGCAGCCCUGCUUCGUGGUGGCCGACGCCUCCAAGGCGGGCAGCACCACACUGCUGUGCCGGGACGGGCCCGGCUUCUACCCUCGCCAGAGCCUGCACGCCUGGCACCGGGACACGGAUGCCGAGGCCCUGGAGCUCGAUGGCCGGCCCCAUCUGCUGCUGGCCUCCGCCUCACAGCGGCCCGUGCUCUUCCACUGGCUCGGAGGCCGCUUCGAGCGGCGCACGGACAUCCCCGAGGCCGAGGACGUCUAUGCCACACGCCACUUCCAAGCUGGUGGGGAUGUGUUCCUGUGCCUCACCCGCUACAUCGGGGACUCCAUGGUCAUGCGCUGGGACGGCUCCAUGUUCCGCCUGCUGCAGCAACUGCCCUCGCGGGGUGCCCACGUCUUUCAGCCACUGCUCAUCGCCAGGGACCAGCUGGCUAUCUUGGGCAGCGACUUCGCCUUCAGUCGGGUCUUCCGUCUUGAGCCUGACAAAGGGCUCCUGGAGCCGCUGCAGGAGCUGGGGCCCCCAGCCCUGGUGGCCCCUCGCGCCUUCGCCCACGUCACCAUGGCGGGCAGACGCUUCCUCUUCGCAGCUUGCUUCAAGGGCCCCACGCAGAUCUACCAGCAUCACGAGUUAGACCUCAGCGCCUGAAACGCGAGGAGACCUUGGGACCUUGCACAUGGCUUGGAGCAGAGGGGGCACAGGGAGUCCCAGGCCCCCGGACACCCACUUGAAUGGCCUCUCCUGGCCCUACCCAGGGUGACGUUAUCUGUGAGGUACUGACCACAGGCCGAGUUCAAGAUAAGCGCCUUGAACCCCCCGUCUUAAGCAACAUCUUGGCUGGCGGCACACGCUCUGACUAAGGAUGACUUGGGGGCUCGGGCUGGGGCACUGCAAGGGGCCGGGACACCGAGGUCAUGGUGGGGGUACUGUGCAGAACUCCAUGAGGUCUGGAAGCGGCCCCCUCAAGCCCACUCCCACCCCUCCUGCUCCCAGGGAAAGUACAGGGAGGAGACAGCUUUCCUCUCCCUCUAAACUCAAUCUGGCCAAUCGCUUUUAGUGCCCGCCUCCGUGACGUCAUCAGUCGCUGGGCCGGUUUCCCCGGCCUGGCUUGCUAACUUCCUCUGCUGCUUGUGUGCAUGCCUACUGCCAAGGCGGAAGCCCAGCAUGUUGGCCCUCUGGCGAGUGCGUGGGAAAUAGGUGGGAAAGUAGGAGCUGUUGGGGGUUCCCGGGCUCCCCUGUCUCUGGAGAGGACGGAAAGUGUAUGAGCUCAAUAAACGCGCUGUGCACCCGCCCCA
Molecule: messenger RNA, 2267 nt
Organism: Hyaena hyaena (striped hyena)
Lineage: Eukaryota; Metazoa; Chordata; Mammalia; Carnivora; Hyaenidae
Gene: LGI4
Product: leucine rich repeat LGI family member 4
Exons: 9
Coding region: 1-1620 (539 amino acids)
Biological process (GO): neuron maturation; myelination in peripheral nervous system
Molecular function (GO): protein binding
Source: RefSeq, a predicted model, not a curated record